CGAGUGGAAUAGAAGAUCACACAGUGCAUCGGGGUUGCAUGGACAGAUGUGCUGAGUGCUGUGGUAUGUGGUGAACAAGACAGAAGAGGCCCUUGCCCUCCUAGAGCUUACAGUCUAGCAGGUUACUUUUAAAAGCAGUUGCUUGCUGAAGAGGAGUUACCCAGAUCAAUACUACCUGGAAGUGAUUACUAGAUCCUGGUGCUAGCCUUCAAGGAGGAAGCGGUCAGGACGACAUGAAUCAGCAAGUGAAGAGAAGGGCAAAGAGAGGUUGCCGUCAAGGUCUGCGUAGAAAGGCCCGCCGGGAGGUCAGGCCCAGCCAAGCUCGGCAAGUGGAAGUGGAGCCUCCCAACACAAUGGGGACCACCAGCAAGGAGGAUGGAUACUAUGAGACUGGGCAUCUGGUUAUGGAAGAGGAUUCCUUACCUGACUGUUACUUAGAAUACAUAAUAAGAGGUGAAUUCUCUCAACCCUUGAUUGAAGACAACACAUUCUUUUUUAAGUCCUUUGAAUACCAGGAGGAAGCAGCAGAGCAAGAGUUUUCUGAACAGGGUUUUGAAGAUCACUCACUUCUUCAAAGUUCCUUAGAAGACAUGAAAAAAGAGGCAAAACAAGAGCCUCGGCCUCCUCAACCGAUUGCCAGAGAGAAGGCACCUCCUGAGGAUUCUGAAUGCGUGACGGGCAAGAAGCUUCCUCCUGGAGGAGUACCUGGUGUUGACUUAUCAGAUCCUAAACAGCUAGCAGAAUUUGCCAUAAAGAAGCCAAGACAAAAUAAAGAAAAGGAUGAUCCAGUCCUGUGUCCUCACAGUGGAUGCACAAGAAAGUUCAGGGAUAAAAAUGCCCUGAAAAAGCAUUUCAUCGUUCAUGGUCCCAGAGACCAUGUGUGUGCUGAAUGUGGGAGAGGUUUCCUGGAGAGCUCAAAAUUAAAAAGACAUUUUCUGGUUCACACUGGAGAGAAGCCCUUUCAGUGCACUUUUGAAGGGUGUGGAAAACGCUUUUCCCUGGAUUUCAAUCUGCGUACACAUGUACAGAUCCACACUGGGGAGAAACGGUUUGUGUGUCCAUUUCAAGAAUGUGGCAAGAGGUUUAUUCAAUCAAAUAACAUGAAAUCUCAUGUGUUAACUCAUUCAAGACAAAAAACAAGUAAUGAAAAAGAAGAUGGAGUGUAAUCCUCUAGUAGAAUAAGCAUCUUUACAGAAGAGUAAUUGGGGGUGAAUAUGCCUCUUUGAUUAUUGUUUCUGGGAAAGAAUUUUAAAAUCAAUAUAGCAACCCCAUAGGGCUUUUUUUUUUUUUAAAUGUUACUAAGAUGCUCUUUUACUUCGUAAUACCAUUCUAAGAACAUUGUUGUAAUCUAAAGUAU
This is a messenger RNA of Choloepus didactylus (southern two-toed sloth), 1357 nucleotides long. It is a transcript of the gene ZFP42, whose product is annotated as ZFP42 zinc finger protein. The transcript is spliced from 3 exons. Gene Ontology annotation, cellular component: transcription regulator complex; PcG protein complex. Gene Ontology annotation, molecular function: RNA polymerase II cis-regulatory region sequence-specific DNA binding; DNA-binding transcription factor activity, RNA polymerase II-specific. Lineage: Eukaryota; Metazoa; Chordata; Mammalia; Pilosa; Megalonychidae. The coding region runs from base 234 to 1166 and encodes 310 amino acids. Gene Ontology annotation, biological process: regulation of transcription by RNA polymerase II. The record is from RefSeq and is a predicted model, not a curated record.